AACUUUAUGCGCAGUCCGAGCGCUGGAGGAAGUUAUUAAUGUCUAGUUUUGUUGAAGCAUGUAAGAGCUGCAGGAGCUGUUAUAAGGUGAAUAAUAACCUGAUUUUAAUGUGGGUCAACAGGUUUGUAAACCGAUGAAGCGACUUGUUCAUUCAUGGGCUGUUUAAUCGCUCUAGAGAAAUGACAGACGUGCGAUGUAGAAAACCGUGUGAGAAGGACGAGGCAGUGUCUGAAGUGCACCAAGGUAGCGGAAUAGAAGGUGUUGUGAAGGAUGAAGAUGGUGCUGAUGGUCUGGGAUCAGACACGGGACCUGCUGUUAAAGAAGACACAGAGAGCCGAGCAGCCGAGGACGCAGACGCAGACGAUGCGAGAGCAGACGCAGGCCGGACGGAGUCGCCGUCUCCCACUGCAGAGGAGAAGAAGGAAGAGCAGGACUCCAACUCCAGCAAGACAACAAACAAGAGCAGUAAAACUGUGAUGUUUCAGAGGUUAGCGAAGCUCUUCAUCGGUUGUCUAGCAGCUGUGACCUGUGGGAUGAUGUACGCCGUGUACCUGAGCACGUACCACGAGAGGAAGUUCUGGUUCUCCACUCGUCAGGAGCUGGAGAGAGAGAUCACCUUCCAGGGAGGCAGCGGUCUUUAUUACUACUACUACAAACACAUGCUGUUCGCCUCGUCCUUCGAGAAGGGUGUGUACGAGCUGAUGCGAGAUAACAGGACAGUAUCUGGUCAGACCAUUAAUGCAGUGGAGCAGCUGUCUCUCUACCCCGAGCUCCUCAGCAGCCUGCUCUACAAACUGAGUGGCAGUCAGGACUCCAUCGAGCCGGUUUAUUUCUACAUCGGCGUGGUGUUCGCGCUGCAGGCCGUCUUUGUGACGGCUCUGUUUAUCUGCAGCUGGGUGAUGAGUGGCACUUGGGUGGCUGGGAUGUUGGCAGUGGCCUGGUUCAUCAUUAACAGGCCCGACACGACUAAAGUGGACUACGCUAUUCCUCUGAGAGAUAACUGGGCUCUCCCUUACUUCUCCUGCCAAGUGGCUGCUUUAACUGGCUUCCUGAGCAACAACAUCAGCUCUUCUAUGGAGAUGUUCUGUUACCUGCUGAUGAGUGUGACGUCGUUCACCUUCAUAGUGAUGUGGGAGCACAGCCACUACAUACUGUUUAUACAGGGACUUGCGCUUUUACUGCUGGACUGCUUCGAUCUCGUACCAGCACGCAAGACAGCAGAUGUCCAUAAGGUGUAUCUGAGCUCUUUGUUCUUGGCGUAUGUUGUGCAGUAUCAGAAGUCCAGUCUACUUUCCUGUCCCCUCCUCAGUCUGCUUGUAGCCAACAUGCUGGCCAAAUACCUGCAGCAAAAAAUGAAGAUGGGCCCGCUGGUGGCGAGACUGAUGAAGAUUGUGCUGCAUCUUUACUUAGUCUUCACUGCAAGCAUCACCUACAACUACCUGAUCAAGAGAAUUUUUCCAGUCAAUCAGAGUGACUUCAUCUUGAAGUUCCUGGAAGUCAGGUUCGGCUUAAACUCGACAACAGAGUUUAUCCCCAACCUGCUGCUAUGUGACGAUGGUUUCCAGGCUCCGGGCCAGGACUUCUUCCUGCGUCUCACUCACACCUCUGUCCUGCCUUUUUAUUUGCUCGUGCUGGUCAUCUGCUUGCUGUCAAUCAUGCAGACCAUCUACAGGAGACUCAGUGGUGAGCGAGCGAUGGGCAGCUUGCAGAUGGAGGACGGGCGGAUCGGGGAGCGACCGGAGGUGAUCUACCACGUGUUCCACACACUGCUGUUCGGAGCUCUGGCCAUGCUGUUUCAGGGGUUAAAGUAUCUUUGGACCCCAUACGUGUGUAUGUUCACUGCAUUUGGUGUGUGUUCACCAGAGCUCUGGAUGACUGUUUUGAGAUGGGUCAGACUCAAGUCUGUCCAUCCUGUAGUGCUGGCACUCAUCCUGAGCACCGCCGUGCCGACCAUCAUUGGCUUCAGCUUAUGGAGAGAGUAUUUCCCACGUGUACUGACAGAGCUUACAGAGGUACAGGAGUUUUAUGAUCCUGAUACAGUGGAGCUCAUGAACUGGAUUAGGAGUCAGGCUCCGCUCUCGGCCGUGUUCGCUGCGAGUCCUGCGCUGUCUGGAACGUUGAAGGUGUGUACGGGAUGGCCGGUGGCCAGUCUCCCACUCUACGUAGACCUCAGCCUUCUGCAGAGAACAGAGAGUACAUAUCAGGUGUAUGCCAUGCGCUCUGCCGAAGAUGUCUAUAAGCUGCUGACAGCUCAGAAGUCAAGUUACGUCAUCAUCGAAGAGGAGCUGUGUAACGAGAUGAGUCCCAACAGAAGCUGCAGGAUCAAAGACCUGCUCGACUACGCAAACGGCCACGUGGUGUAUGACCAAGGGGAAAUGUACACUUUUUCCAAGCACGGGCGAUUCUGUCACCAGAUAAAAAUGAACUACUCUCCAUACACCAACUACUUCACACGAGUUUUCUGGAACCGCUCCUACCAUGUCUACAAAGUCAACUCGGUCAUCUCCUUCCAGUACUGACAUCUGCUGUCAUCAGUACUGAAGAUCAAAACCUCUUCCAGGAACCAAAUCAACUCCAUCAGUCCCUUCCAAUUUCAAUGUCUGCACAGUCAACAGUCAACUCCAUCCCUUCAUUACCUUUUAUUCUCAAUCUCUAACCCUUGCUAAUACUAUUUUCUACAUUGUCAACACUGUAUUUUUCUUCCGGUUUUCACAGCUACCGAAUCAAAUCAGCCAUUCACUUUUAAAUACUGACAGGACUUAAACCCUUACAAUCCCAAUGUCUACGGUCAAGUCUGUCAUACCCUUCCAAUUCCAUAUCUACAGUCGACUCCACAAUCCCCUUUCGAUCCCAAUGUCUACAGCCAACUCAGUCAUUCCCUUCUGAUCCCAAUGUCCCCAUGUCUACAGCCAACUCAGUCAUUUCCUUCUAAUCCCAAUGUCCCCAUGUCUACAGUCAACUCCACAAUCCCCUUCCAAUCCCAAUGUCUACAGUCAAGUCCAUUAUUUCCUUCCAAUCCCAAUGUCUACAGUCAUGUCCUUCAUCCCCUUCUAAUCCCAAAGUCCCCAUGCCUACAGCCAACUCCGUCAUUCCCUUCCAGUUCCAAUAUCUACAGUCCGCUUCUUCAUCCUCAUCCAUUCUUAAUGUCUACAGUCAAUUCUGUCAUCCAGUAUGUUGGAGCAACACUGUAUGUCUUCACUUUAUUUCUUUUCUCCUUCUACACUCCUGAGCUAGCUCUGUGUUACUGAUCUUCCGAACCUCCAUACUAUUGGAUUGGAGAACGGAUCGUAAAUGGUUCUUUCAUCACCUUGCAGUUAUGCACAAUGACCUUUUAGUACUGCAUUGUGUGUGGAUGUAUGUUGUGUAUGUGUGUGUGUGUGUGUGUGUGUGUGUAUAUAUACAGUAUGUGUGUCUCAGAUCUGUUCAGGGAUCCAGUCACAGGACCUGUUCAGCAUCUUAACUGCUGCCUCUGAGCUAUUAGUGGUGAAUACACAGCCCUGUGGUGGCAGUGUUCGAAAGCUUUUUGCUGCUGUCAGGAUAUGAAAAGACCUUCCAGAAAGACGGCCCCAGCGGGUGGGGCGGAGUUUUGUUCUUGGAGGGAAUCGUGGGUAGUGCAGGCCGGCUCUGUGACUGCCUAAUCGUGGAAUUUGCAUACGCUUUUCUUUUGUAAACACUGUAUCAUGUCAUAUAUGCCUUUUGAAAGAGAAGGAACUUGCUAAGCUCUGGCUGAUAAUGUUGUUAAAGUGUUAAAAUCCUGUACGUUAACCUGAGACCACUUUUAUUUUUUUUUUCUUCUGUUAUAACAACUUUGCUCAGGAUCUCGUUAGAACGUAUCGUGACCAUGCAGACGUUUUACUUCUGACUGAUACAUUACAAGUGCAUAUAACAGUUAUUUGCACAGUACCAUCAGGUCAAGAUCCGUCCUUCUGAGAUCCAAAACCAACUGAUGUAUAGAACUUAUUUAAAGGAAGUCUAAUGGCACCUUCAUCAGUAAACGGAGAGGCGGAUCAGUGGUUAACGCUCUCGGUAAAACUGCUGAUCUUAUACACGAAUGAAAAUCAAUAUAAAUAUGUGAUCGAAUAAUUACAUUCAAAACUUCAACCAUUACAUUAGAUGUUUUCUUGUUAUGUAAAACUUCUCAUCUCAGCAAGGAUGAAUUAUGCAGAUUUGUUUGCAAACAUCGUAAAGCAAUUACCUUUAAACGUGUUAUUUCUGUUAUCUAAACAUAUCGACACCCCUUCUUCUGCCAUUAGGCUUCUUUAUACGGAAGUGUGUAGUUUUUUUUUCUGUUUUGAUUUUAUCUAUGUAAGUUGUGGUAACUGUGGUAAAUGGAGCUUGGGUUAAAAGCAAGUGUAACUGUAGUAGUUCAAUACAACAGCCAACAUUUCAAUGCAAUUUCAUUAAGAGUCAUUUCAACGUGAUCUGAUGCAAUAGAGUGUGAUGUAGUAUUUUCUUACAGGAAAAGAAAAGUGUUGGAAAUCUCUGUGCUUGUUGGAAAAAGCAUUGACGCUAAAAUGCCAUGUCUGUCUUGAAUAUGGUGCAAAUAGUUGGCAGUUGCUGCUGUUGCAUUUAGUUUGUGUCUUCCUAUAACUUGUGCUAAUACACUCAGAUGAAUUGUUUGAACAGAUCUGUGCGCUUGUCUGAGACUCGGACUCUUCUCGUAUCCGUGUCAGCAGAUAACAUUUACAUUUUUAUAAGACCCUGUAAUGAUGAAGCUGAUGAAUAGAUAAAAGAGAACUGCGUAUCUGUGGCCGUGAUGAAUAUGGAAAUGAGUCACAGUUUGGAUUAACAAGCUUUUAUCAUGACA
Tachysurus vachellii is the source of this 4807-nucleotide messenger RNA. Its product is annotated as probable C-mannosyltransferase DPY19L4. Gene Ontology annotation, molecular function: mannosyltransferase activity. The transcript has 21 exons. The record is from RefSeq and is a predicted model, not a curated record. Gene Ontology annotation, cellular component: nuclear inner membrane. The coding region runs from base 180 to 2519 and encodes 779 amino acids. Lineage: Eukaryota; Metazoa; Chordata; Actinopteri; Siluriformes; Bagridae.